AUGGGCGACCAAGGCGCCGGAGGAAUCGAGAGCAGCGGGAAGAGGAGGUUCUCUGAGCCGAACCCGAACACACAUGACGAUCAAAUCCAGCAACCGACUAGCCAAGCGGAAACACCAAGUCCUCAGGUAGAGGAGCAAGUGACAUAUACCCAAAAUGACUCCCCCCGUGGUCACCUCUUCGCACCUGGUGCGCAGGCUCCCCAGCUAUUGCGUAAUCCCUCCACAGGAUCGAACACAUCAGAGUAUGGGCCACCACGGACGCAAAGCCUGAAAGAUGGACGAAAGAGACUUUCCCGGGACCACGCACAGGAGUCCCGUCGACCUCAAUCCUCCCGGCCACUAGAGCCACCUGUAACAAAAGCUACCCUGAGUGAAUUGGACGUGAAUAAAAUUGUCCAUAACCCAAAAUUACGGCACGAUAUCAACUUCGACCCAGAGCUUCACUUCAGGCCCAACCUUGACGGAGAGAAGGGCAGGAGGAAACAAGACAAAGCCAAUCAAUUCUGGACGACUCUUCGCUCACAAUUGGAGCAGUUCAUAUCCAAUCCCAUCGAGUUUCAACAGCAGUUCCACAAUCGUGAUUGGUGUUUACCACUCCUGCUGAGAUCCGUCAAGGAAAUCAUCCAGACCCUUGUGCCAGCGAGGGACCGGGCAUAUCUGGAUGAAGGGCUCAAUGUCGAUUUGCUUAUGCAACAAUUCAACAAGGGCGUUGCAGAUCUAGAGAAGCUCGCGUCAUGGUUGUCAAGCGUCUUAAAGUCUCACUGCGCCCCUAUGCGGGACGAGUGGGUCGAGGAGAUGUACACUCAACUUACUAAUGGAAACCGCACAAACAAUAUGGAGGAGCUCGUCCAGGGUAUGCGCAGUCUGCUUAGUGUUUUGGAGGCGAUGAAGCUGGACGUGGCAAACCACCAGAUCAGAUGUCUCCGACCAAUUCUGAUUGAGGAUACUGUGCAUUUUGAGCAAAAGUUCUUCCGGAAGAAGAUCCAGUCUGGCAAGCUCGAGCCACUACCAGCUCAGCAAUGGUACCAUUUAGCUACUCUCGAGUGCCAGCCGGAUGUUGCCUCCCGGGCUGCAUUCGGGGAGAUGGCCAUCUUCUUUGAGGCUCUUUCCAAGCUCGUUCUCCCUUCAAACCCCGAUUUGCUCCCAAACACAUUCCUAUUUGAUGAGGAGCGGAUGUUGAAACUUCGAGCCGAUAUGAUGGAUGCGGUCAAUCUCGAGGUCUGCAUGCGAACAUUUGAAGAGUUGGAGGGAAAGUACAGGCAAUCCGCAAUCCCAACGCCCUACCUCGCGACCCCUUUCUCCGAUGCUUUGGGCUUCCUGACCGCCGGUUCCGACGACGAUUCUGAGUUCAACUUUAAUGGCUCAAGACCCUCAAGUCUGGUUUUUUCCUCAGCCGGGUCGGCUACAUCCUCUCCUCGAUCUUCUAUGAUCUUGCCUAGCGCUUCGACUUCGAGUCCGGUAGAUUUCAGGACGAAGUCGAAAAACCUUUACAACUCACUCACAGCUCUUCUCAGCACAUCUCCAGCCACCGUCAGGCCAGGUUUUAAGUGGAAGGCGAUGAAGGACUCAUUGGCGCUACAGAUCUUCCGAUUCACAGAUGCCCCUCAAGAUGUCUUGUUACAAUUUGAGGAUGAGCUUGACCAACAUUUGGGUGAGCCAGAUUCGCGAAUCUUCCAGGAGGUUGAGCUUCAGUUCCACGCUCGCCUGCUCGCAGAGCUGCAAGAGCGUGUAAAGGAGUUCAGGGCCCAUACAGGAGUCAACCUGUUCUCAAUUGCCACAGGUGGUCGCAUCCACGGUCCUGGUCGCGCCUGGGACGGCCCACGGGACCGAAGCUCAGAGCAUGACACUCUAGAAAGCUCUCUGCGCGAAGCACGGGAGGAAGGUGGAAUCGAAGAUAUGGCUACGAGGCUAACACAUCUGGGUAUUCUCCAUUGGAGAGUCUGGGCAGGCCUUGUUUACCAAACCGAAGUCUCCGACGAAAUGGACACAUCGGUUUAA
Molecule: messenger RNA, 1998 nt
Organism: Truncatella angustata
Lineage: Eukaryota; Fungi; Ascomycota; Sordariomycetes; Amphisphaeriales; Sporocadaceae
Product: T-complex protein 11
Exons: 1
Coding region: 1-1998 (665 amino acids)
Source: RefSeq, a predicted model, not a curated record